Phaeoacremonium minimum UCRPA7 is the source of this 741-nucleotide messenger RNA. RefSeq names its product putative glycerol-3-phosphate phosphatase protein. Gene Ontology annotation, molecular function: beta-phosphoglucomutase activity; sugar-phosphatase activity. Bases 1 to 741 code for a protein of 246 amino acids. NCBI's taxonomy places the organism in Eukaryota, Fungi, Ascomycota, Sordariomycetes, Togniniales, Togniniaceae. The transcript has 3 exons. The record is from RefSeq and is a predicted model, not a curated record.
AUGUCAGAACCCUCCGUGGAAUAUGAGUAUACGGGAGCCCCGGUCCAGGCCUCCUUCCACGGCUUCCUCUUUGACAUGGAUGGGACCAUAAUUGAUUCCACAGAAGCCGUCGUCAAGCACUGGCACACAGUCGGGAAUGAGAUAGGCGUCGAGCCUGAGGUGAUCCUGCAAACAUCCCACGGCCGACGCAGUAUAGACAUCCUAAAGAUAUUAGCCCCUGAAAAGGCAAAUUGGGAGUAUGUCCAACACAUGGAGGGUCUUUUACCCAAGCUCCACGGCGAAGAUGCCGUGGAGAUUCCCGGAGCACGCGCCUUGCUGCAGAAGGUCAUUGAUGCCCAAAUACCAUGGGCGAUCGUCACGUCCGGAACGGUACCAUUGGUGAGCGGCUGGUUGAAAAGACUGAGCCUGCCGACGCCAGAGCAUCUCAUCACGGCGGAGUCAGUGCAAAAUGGAAAGCCAGACCCGAGUUGCUAUAUCAUGGGGCGUGAGAGACUCGGUCUCACGGGCGACAACUCCAGUGUCCUAGUCCUGGAAGACAGCCCGGCGGGCAUCAGAGCAGGCAAGGCUGCUGGAUGCAAGGUCCUGGGACUGGUAACGAGCCACACUGCGGAACGGGUCCUCAGUGCUGAGCCGGACUGGGUUGUCAAGGACCUGGAGUCGGUGAGGAUCGUGGAGAGCAAAGACGGCGUAGUGACAUUGGAGUUUACCAAUGGGCUUAUGACAGCGGGAAAGCAGAAGUAA